AGAAAGAUCGUUCACCUACCAACCAACCAACCAACCUACCUACCUACCUACCACCCGCACCCCCCAACGGAACGAUGGCCUCGAGAGUUCUCUCCCACAGCGCCCGCGCGCUGACCCGAAUUGCUGGCCCGGCUCGCACGUUCAGCACGUCCGCCGCGAGGCUGGAUGCGGUUGCUGCCGGCGGUGCUGCAUCGCCGCUUCCUGCUCGGAAACCCGUUGGUGCGCUGAGGGGAGGGCUCUUCGGCUUCUUCCUCGGCAGCUCCCUCGCCGCCGGCGGCAUCUACUACUACGCCAUCCAGGAGUACAAGGUCUCGAACGAACUGCUGACCGAGGACAUUUACGCCCUGCAAAACGCGGUUGAGCGGUUGAGCAAGUACCUGACGACGCUGGAGGAGAAGAUGGAAGCGCUGGAGAGGAGGAAGAACUGAGCUGCGGCUUGCGUGCCGGGAUGGUCCGAUAAGGCUCCGGGAGUCGUGUAAUGGGUACCGCGAUAUGAAGGGUGUAUUGGAGCUGUAACAAUGCGUUUCUUUUCAUUUUCCGUUCAACUUGUUGAUUGUUAAGGGGCGGCUCGCGACAAGAGCGUCAUGGCAUGUCCCGUGUAUCCCUUUCCUACUGAUCUUGGUCGGUAGUGUAGGCUCGGUACCGGGACACUCUAGACCUUGUACAGUACAUACAUCAACUAUCCAGUAGCUGUCCUGAGCAGCAUCACAAUGUCUUCGUGGCACGGUCCGCGGCGAAGUUCUCGAGAUUCGACUUCG
Thermothelomyces thermophilus ATCC 42464 is the source of this 758-nucleotide messenger RNA. RefSeq lists its product as uncharacterized. The record is from RefSeq and is a predicted model, not a curated record. Bases 75 to 428 code for a protein of 117 amino acids. The transcript has 3 exons. Lineage: Eukaryota; Fungi; Ascomycota; Sordariomycetes; Sordariales; Chaetomiaceae.